UGUGUGUGUGUGUGUGUGUGUGUGUGUGUGUGUGCGUGUAAGUGUGUGUGUGUGUGUGUGGUUUAACUCCGAGUGUUACAACCUAUCUGAUGUCCAUCUGAGAAGAUCCGCACAUCACCGACCUGCACCGGAGGGGAGAAGACCCGAAAACCUCCCGGGAGAAGAGAGAGAGAGCAGGCAGACCGUAAACACAUCACCAGACUUUUCCAGUGAAUCCAGGAGAGUUUGUUUAUUUACAAGGAGUCAGAGAAUUAUCUUCAUCUUUAAGUUCAUCACAAACAAACUCAACACACCUGGAGGUGAACUGAAAGGGGGAUGGUGGUUCCAUACGAGGGUCAGUCUUUCUCUGCACUGAGGAGGCAGUGUCAGGAGAACGGACAGCUGUUUGAAGACCCUCUGUUCCCGACGACCGACCAGUCUCUGUUCUACCAGGACAACGCGAUCGGAAACGUAACCUGGAAAAGGCCUAAGGAGUUAUGCAACGACCCCCGUCUGUUUGUGGACGGCAUCAGUGCCCACGACCUGCACCAAGGCCAGCUGGGAAACUGCUGGUUCGUGGCCGCCUGCUCGAGUCUGGCCUCCAGAGAGGCGCUGUGGCAGAAGGUGAUUCCUGACUGGAAGGAUCAGGAGUGGAACCCUCAGAAACCCGAGUCCUACGCCGGGAUCUUCCACUUCCGGUUCUGGCGUUUCGGUGAGUGGGUGGACGUGGUGAUCGAUGACCAGCUGCCCACGGUGAACGGACUGCUGGUGUACUGCCACUCCAAGGACAGCAACGAGUUCUGGAGCGCGCUGGUGGAGAAGGCCUACGCCAAGAUGUGUGGCUGCUAUGAGGCUCUGGAUGGGGGCAACACGGCCGACGCUCUCGUGGAUUUCACUGGCGGUGUGUGUGAGCCGAUGGACUUGAUGGAGAACGGCUUCAAAGAAGAUGAAGAGAAACGUAACGAGCUGUUCGAGAGAGUCCUCAAAGUCCACAACAGAGGAGGCCUGAUCAGCUGCUCCAUCCGGGCGGCCACCACAGAGGACAUGGAGGCCAGGCUGGACUGCGGCCUGGUGAAGGGUCAUGCCUACGGCGUGACAGACGUCCGCAGGGUGAGGCUGGGCCACGGCCUGCUGGCCUACUUCAAGUCGGACAAGCUCAACAUGAUCCGCAUGAGAAACCCCUGGGGACAAAGGGAGUGGAACGGGGCCUGGAGCGACAGCUCUGAGGAGUGGCACAGGGUCAGUUUGAGUGAGAGGCAGAAGAUCGGCGUCGUCGUGCAGGAUGAUGGAGAGUUCUGGAUGACGUUCGAUGACUUCAUCACUCACUUCACUGACCUCAUCCUGUGUCGUCUCAUCAACACGUCCUACCUGAGUUUCCAUAAGACCUGGGUGGAGGCCGUGAUGCGCGGCUCCUGGCGUGUCCACAGUGACCCGCUCCUGAACCGAGCCGGAGGCUGCGUCAACCACAAGCACACCUUCCUCCAGAACCCGCAGUACGUGUUUGACGUGAAGAAGCCAGAGGACGAGGUCCUGAUCUGUCUGCAGCAGAAAGACCGCCGAGCCACGCUGAGAGAGGGACGAGGAGAAAACCUGGCUAUUGGCUUCGACAUACACAGGGUGGAGUUUAACAGGAUCUACCGGAUGCACGCCACCCAGAAGAAGGUUGGUGGGAGCACCUACAUCAACUCCAGGUCUGUGUUCGUACGCAUCGACCUGCCUGAGGGCCGGUACGUCAUCAUACCCACGACCUUCGACCCUGGCCUGGAGGGAGACUUCCUGCUUCGCAUCUUCACAGACGUGCCCUCCGUCUGCAAGGAGUUGACCUUGGACGAGCCUCCAAACACCUGCUGGUCUGGGAUGUGUGGUUAUCCCUCUCUGGUCACUCAGGUCUACGUUGUGGAGGCUAACGGACUUGCAGGACAAGACUCUGACGGAGUGUCUGACCCCUACGCGAUCAUCCGUUGUGAGGGAAAUAAAGUUCGCUCUCCGGUCUGUAAAAACAGUCGCAGCCCUGUCUUCGACACCAAGGGAGUCUUCUACAGGAAGCACGGCAACAAGCCAAUCAGCAUCGAGAUCUACAACCACAACGUGCUGAAGGACACCUUCAUGGGUCAGGUGACGCUGCCAGCCGAGCAGGGCGAGUUCAGACAGACGCUCCACCUGAAGGGCAAAGGUGAUCACCGUGAAGACGACCUCCCCGGGACCGUCACCGUUGAAAUAAUAACCAGCUCGUUGCUCACCAAAAUCUGAGAAAGUCUAUAAAGUUUACCGCCAGCGACUUUGUGCACCUGUCAGAGUUUACUUUGAGAUCACACAUCCAGCAGGAAGUCUGUCGAGGUCAUCAGAGGAAGUGAUGACACACCCUGAUGGUCUCGCUGUGAGUUUACAGAAUGACGUACCUGCUGGGUGCUGAUGUCACUUCUAAACAUUGUUUACAUUCUUUACUACGUCUAUCAACCACUACUUUCUACUUUUUACCGUCUUAUUCUAUUUUAACUUUUAUUUGAAUCUACUCAUAUUUAUGUCUUUUAUAUCUGAUCUCAGUGUUUUUCACGUCUUCUCUAAACCGCUCUGUGUUACUUUAAGAGUACGAUACAAAUGAAGUCACGUCAUGUUUAGUCGGCAAUGCCAAAAAUCUCCCAUGUGUCAUGAGCUGGAUUAAAUAAACCUGUUCACUGAUGCUGUGACAUCACCUGUAGCCAAACCAGGAACCCACUGAGCUGUCCGGACACGUAACCAUCACCAAGAACUGUCAGUGAAAGAUGAUUUAUUGACAUCACACUGACUGUGCCCCGAGCUCCUGAGGGUUAACCUGCCAGUGUCUACAACCAAACAGCCGUAAAUUGAUACAUAUAACUAAAUAUAAGGUUUUAUUAUAUUAGUUUAAGUUGAGCCUUGAGCAUGUUUCAGUAUGUGAUGUGUUUACAGUAUAAAAGUGGCAAAAUAAAGUGAACUCAAACCAGA
This is a messenger RNA of Larimichthys crocea (large yellow croaker), 2943 nucleotides long. RefSeq names its product calpain 5a (gene capn5a). Gene Ontology annotation, biological process: proteolysis. The transcript has 14 exons. The record is from RefSeq and is a predicted model, not a curated record. Gene Ontology annotation, molecular function: calcium-dependent cysteine-type endopeptidase activity. NCBI's taxonomy places the organism in Eukaryota, Metazoa, Chordata, Actinopteri, Sciaenidae. Gene Ontology annotation, cellular component: cytoplasm. Bases 316 to 2229 code for a protein of 637 amino acids.